CUGCAUCUUGCCAUCGUCUCUCCCGCAGCCCAUUUCGAUCGUUCCCAACUGCUCCCUUCGUUUGCAUCGUCCUCGUUCGUUCGUUAAAUCGUCGAGAUACUGGUGGUGGACACACGUGGCUGUGUCUGGGCGUGGGAAUCAUCGGCCGAUGCCUGCUGCUGUGUCGUUGAGCUGGGAAGCGUUGCUGGGUCAGGGUGCAUAAGUAAACGCGGCAAUGGAUCGCAUCAGCGACCUUGCGCGACGGCAAAACGACUCGCCAGCAGCACAGUUCUUGCAGCUUAUCCAGAACCCAUUCAAGUCUGCGUUCCAAGUCAAUGCCAUCUGGGCCUCGCUGGGCACCUCUAUCGGCAUCUCCAUCCUCCUCGUCCUGCUCUUUUCCUUCCUGCGACCUCGUCACUCCCUUGUGUACGCUCCGAAGAAGAAAUAUGCCGACCAACUGCACGCCCCGCCCCCGGUGGGCAAAGGCUUGUUCGCAUGGCUCAAACCGGUCCUUAAGACCAAGGAAGAUGAUCUGGUCGACAGAAUCGGUCUCGAUGCCACCGUCUUCCUACGCUUCGCCAAGAUGCUGCGGAAUAUAUUCAUCUGUCUCAGCAUCAUUGGCUGCACCGUCAUGAUCCCCGUCAAUCUCGCUGAGAGCUCGAGCGAACAGACGGCCCAAUUCAGCAAAUUUUCCCUCAUGACACCCAUGUAUGUUUCCACAACUGCGAUUUGGAGUCAGGUCGUUAUGGCGUGGGCCUUUGAUGCGAUUGCGAUCUACUUCCUAUGGCGCAACUACGUUGGGAUCUGCGCUCUACGCAGGAGAUACUUCGAGAGUUCAGAAUAUCAACGUAGUUUGCAUGCGAGGACGUUAAUGGUCACCGACAUCCCUCAGCCUCUCCGAUCAGAUGAGGGUCUAUUGCGCCUGACAGAUGAAAUUAAUCCGACGGCUGCUUUGCCUAGGGCAGCAAUUGGACGCAACGUCAAAGAUUUGCCGCGACUCAUCAAGGAGCAUGAGGAGACAGUGAGGAAGUUGGAAUCCGUACUUUCUAAAUACUUGAAGAACCCUGAUCGCUUGCCUUCAAAACGUCCGACUAUUCGCCCGCCCAAGAAGUACAAGGGCGAUCGCUACGAUGGAAAAGUCGACGCGAUCGACUAUCUGACAGAUCGCAUCCGUGAGUUGGAAGUGGAAAUCAAAGAUGUUCGUGAUUCAAUUGACAAGCGUAACGCCAUGCCCUAUGGGUUCGCCAGCUGGGAGUCUAUCGAGCAUGCCCACGCGGCCGCUUACAUGGCACGACGGAAGCAUCCUCAGGGCACGACGAUCCGCCUGGCUCCUCGGCCGCAUGAUAUCAUUUGGGAGAAUCUACCGCUGUCCAAGCGGGCCAGAAAAUGGAAACGCUUUAUGAACUAUAUCUGGACCAGUAUCUUGACUAUUGUCUGGAUCGCUCCUAAUGCGCUAAUUGCCGUUUUUCUCUCGGAUUUGUCCAACUUAGGUCUUGUCUGGCCGGCCUUCCAGACAUCCCUGAACCAGAACAGCGAUGUGUGGGCGGCAGUUCAGGGUAUCGCAGCUCCUCUCCUGACAUCCUUGGUCUACCUUAUCCUGCCUAUACUCUUCCGACGCAUGGCCAUACGAGCAGGAGAUGUGACCAAGACUUCCCGUGAGCGACACGUCAUUCGCCAUCUCUACUCCUUCUUCGUGAUCAAUAACCUGAUCGUUUUCUCCACAUUUUCUGCGGCAUGGGCCUUCGUCUCAGCAGUUGUCGAUGCCAAGAACCAUGACGAGAACGCCUGGAAGGCCAUUCAGGACGGAGAGUUCUAUGAGAAAGUCAUGAGUGCUCUCUGCCAGGUGUCUCCAUUCUGGGUCUCAUGGCUUCUUCAGCGCAAUCUUGGAGCGAUGAUCGAUCUGGCUCAGUUGCUGAGUCUGGUCUGGAUCUGGUUCUCUAAGACGUUCCUGUCUCCGACGCCGCGGCAGACUAUCCAAUGGACCGCUCCUCCGCCAUUUGACUAUGCCAGCUAUUACAACUAUUUCCUCUUCUACGCUACCGUGGCUCUGUGUUUUUCCACUCUCCAACCGGUCGUGCUCCUUGCGACAGCGCUCUACUUCGGACUGGAUGCGUGGCUGAAGAAGUAUCUGCUGCUAUACAUUUUCGUGACCAAGACGGAAUCAGGUGGCCGCUUCUGGAGAGUGCUGUUCAACCGGAUGAUCUUUGCCAUCCUUCUCUCCAAUAUCAUUAUUGCAUUAGUUAUCCGGGCCAAGGGCACGUGGACGCAGGUUUAUUGCAUGAUCCCCCUCCCCUUCUUGCUCAUAGGGUUCAAGUUCUUCUGCAAGAGGAAGUUCGAUGAUAACAUGCAAUUCUAUAACAAGGCAAACUUGACCGAUUCGGAAGCACUGGGUGUGGGCAAGCCUGGCAAGAAGGCAGGGGAUCGGCUCUAUUCCAGAUUCGGACACCCAGCUCUUAACAAGCCCUUGCCUACGCCAAUGGUGCACGCCAAGGCGGCAGAAGCUCUGAAACAGAUCUAUCGGGGCCGUCUCGGUACCCCAGACUCCUCGGGCGAUUAUACAGACAUCGCUAUGCAAUCCAUGUCGGCCUUGCAACCCGGAAAGUCCACGGGUCCUUCUGGCUCCGCGCCGUUUGAGGUUGUCCCGGAGAACCAGCUCGACUUCUCUUAUUUCAAGAACCGUGCCGAUUUCCGGGACGAGUAUGGCGGCGGCAUCUACGGACGGCCGGAAGAUCUCAUCUCGGAACGAUCACAAACCCCCAAGAGUUUCAUGGGCGAGUGGUCUCCCAGCUCAUCACGGGCAUCCUCGCCGGCUCCGUCUGUGCCACCACUUCCCGGACGAAAGGGAUACGAAGGUCUGGAUAUUGCAGAUGGUCGUCCAAGCGAUUUGGAUCACCCUGCCUUCCGGCGUCCAGAGUCCCCAGGCGACAACGGGUCACUGGCGCCGGGUAUGGGUAUGUAUAGUCUUCCCAACGAAAGCGAAACCCGUCUUUUGAACCAUGCGCAACAGCCAGCCGCGAACGGUGGACCGAAUCCUCUGGAUCGAUGGCGAACGGGCGGUUACGGCCCUGUCGAGCAGGAAGAGCAAGAUCCCUACACCUCAUACGACUACUACCGUGGUCGAAGAUAGGCCAGCUCUGUGCUGUAGUCGUCGUCUUCAUCUAAGUAAUAUAUUCACGUUGUUGAUACACCACAUAUAGACCGGAUUUGUUCGAAAUCACGCGGGGAAAUUUAGGGCGGGAUAUGUAUUGGAAAUGGGGCGUCACAUGAAAUGUAUAUUUGAACGCGACGUUG
Paecilomyces variotii is the source of this 3270-nucleotide messenger RNA. RefSeq names its product putative DUF221 domain protein. Bases 215 to 3106 code for a protein of 963 amino acids. Gene Ontology annotation, molecular function: calcium-activated cation channel activity. The transcript is spliced from 2 exons. The record is from RefSeq and is a predicted model, not a curated record. Gene Ontology annotation, cellular component: plasma membrane. Lineage: Eukaryota; Fungi; Ascomycota; Eurotiomycetes; Eurotiales; Thermoascaceae.